UUCUUGUCCUUGCAACACUCUUUACACCUUCUCAGCCGCUCCUUAUUCGAUCCUCCUUCGAUCAUUGACCUCGAAUCAGCGCCCAUACGUCAAUUGAUCUGUGCUCAAGCUGCGAUAUCUUCUAUCAAUAUCAGGAAUAUUCCGAAACUUAGGUUUCUUGUUUCGUUUCUAGAGGUCGUAUACUACAAAUAGUCUCGAAACAUCGAUAUCUUCACCAUGGGCCCAUCAUUGAACAACCACUCUUCUUUCGUCCGUCCACGGACUGGGGACCGCGAAGGCCGUCCUGGAACCCGCGAUCAGACGGAUCAGAACUUGAUCAUCCCAAGCAGAACAUCUUCUCUUCACUCCCGAAUCACCCAACCAAUUCCAUCUACCCUCGCCAUCAAGCCUCAACAGCGAACACCAAAGACUCUCACUCACGCGUAUAUGGUGUGUGGUGUUGGAAGAGAGCCGUCACAAUGGGUCAAGGCGCCAGCACCGGCACAAGGAAAGAUUGGACACAUGAAAGGGGCCGUUGGACAGUUUUGGCUACCCGAGAUUCUGGGAAGCAGUCCAAGAUUGGAGCAGGACAAUGAGAUUGCUCGUGCUCUUCACGCAGCAAUGAGGGCGUGUUUCCCCCACGAUGUUGAGAUCUGCACUGGACGCAGCCAGCCGCACUGUGUGCACCAUUCUUUCGUGCUACAGCAGGAUUCCUCGCAUACCCUUUACGGUAUUGCGCUCCGAGUUUGGUCGAGGGCAGAUGAAAAGCGUGCCGAGACAAUUCGAGAUCUCCGAAGGAGAACCGAAUCGGAUUUCUACGAUUCCCCUGAUGAGACUUAUUGGAUCCCGUACUGCUUGUCCUUCUUGUCCCGAUAUCCGUUGUACAAUCUUCUGGGUGACUACCUGAGAGGUAUGUGGAUCCACUGGAACAAGGCCACCAACCUCUUUCAUGCCGAGGAGGUUUCUCGCAUCCUCAGUUUCCCAGCACCAAGACUGAAUGAUCUUGUACGAAUUGACAUGAAGGAUUACGCACUUUGCUAUCAAUUCCCUUCUUCACCAACCGGAUUCCAGAACUUCGCCAUGUGGCCACUAUUUUCUUGUCUCUCUAUCCCAAAUAUCGUUGGUGUUAUAGAGGCAGCUCUCUCGCCAACUCGGCGUAUCAUCUUCGUCAGUCAUUAUCCUGCUAUGCUCACCGUGGCAGCUGAGACCAUUCGAUACUGUGUUCGUGUUUAUGAGUGGAGUGGCCUCUAUGUUCCAGUCGUACAUGCCAGACAUGCGAAGGAGCUGGUUCAGGAGCCUGGACCAUACAUUCUUGGUAUCACCGCUGAGUGUCGAACACUCUUCACUGCACCAACUGAUGCUUUGGUCGUGGAUCUUGACCGAAACUUUGUUUUGACUUCCAGCCCACCUACCGCACUCACCGCUGGUCAGCGCACAAAGAUGGUCAAUCGUAUGACCCAAGCUCUGAACGGUGAUGUUACACCUUCAGGAGUUCCACAGCAUCUCCGAUCGGCGUAUGGGGGAGGAAAACUGGUCCCGGCCGGCCAAAUCAUUGUGAUGCGGGGAGAGGUGGAGUCUAUCCAAGAUCCCGAGUGGUGGAAUCAAGACUCGGUGAUGGCAGUAAUGGAUCAUGUUUGCGAGAAGAUGGGAAGGAACACCGGCAUGAAGGCUGUUUUCGGUGGGGCUGUGAAGAAACCACUUAUGACCAAGGUGUCAAUGAGACAUCUGAAUGAGAUCGUUCGGGAGCGAAAUCAAUACUCCAGAGAUGCCUUGGAGGCAUGGCAAGACUUCAUUAACCUCAAGGGUCGUAUGGACACCGAACUCGGCAAAGUCACCAAGAGAAACAACUUCUUGGUCGAGGAGCUUGAGAGCUGGAAACAACAAUUCCUCAAAUUCCAGGCCUUCGCCGAACAACUCACCAAGGAGACUCAAGAUCUCAAGGUCAAGAUUGAGAACCACAAGCGUGAGAACAGGCGCCUUACCAGUCUCAUCGAUCAACAAAAGGAUGAUGCUGCUCGCCUCACCACCCGGUUGUCUGGAACUGAGAAGCAACGUGACGAUGCUCUCGAAGCUUUGGUUCUUCAACAAGAAAUUGCUGAGGAGCUUGAGCGUGAGAGAAAGCGCAACAAGAAGGAACUCUCCGCUUUACAACACACAAACGUCACCAUCCUUCGUCAACGUGACGAAGCUCAACGUGUUGUUCUCCACCUGCGUGCCCUGAUCAGCGGUCAAACUCACCAUAUGGAGCACAUUGUCCGAACCCUCGGCAAGAGCCCCGAAUUAGUCGAGUACAUCGAGGGUGGCUACGAUGAUGAGGCCGAGGACUUGGAGGACAUUGCUGAGGAGGGUAAGGAGAAUGGUGAAGAGAGCACUGCUUUGGUCGAACGUACUUCGUCACGAUCGAACAGAUACAGUAAGGUUCAUGGUGAAGACAUGACUCCAGAAAUGGAGGCACGUCUCACCAACGGUCUAAGGAACAGCAAGCGAUAUAGUCAGAUGAGCAUUGUAGAUGUCGCUGACCGUCACUUGAGAGACAAGACUGAUGCCAUUGCUCACAUCAUCCGCAACAUUAGCGAGCAGUGUGCUGCUGCUGUUGAGGGCCUUCAAUUGGCUCAUGAUGCUGAGGUCGAGGCUGAGGAACAAGCUUUGAAGGAAGCUCGUGGUCACCACCGAUCAAGCAACCUGUCGACUGCCACCGCCAGUGAUGAUGGACAAUCAAAUGGUGGAUCCGAAAAUGGGGACGACAAGUACCUCAACCCAAGUGGUCGUGCCUCAAGCAUUCCUCCAACCCCGGAUCUCAUCCACAACAGAUCAAGCACCUCGAUGUCGAUCGCGAGCACAACCACCACCCCAGAACGGAGCAGCCAACAAUACAACAUUGGAACUGACAUCCCCACUAAGAUCGUCGAAGACAGCGACGAGGAAGGCCGAAGCGAGAACGAGGCCAUAAACAACAACGAUGUCAUCACCAAGGGCGGCAUGAUCUCGAGACCGGCUGGUGCUCGACUCAGCGCUUUGGGUGGUCACUAAACAUUGUCACAUUUUGAAAAUUUACUAGCGUUUGUAUUUCUGUGAGAACAGUAUUUGGGCUAUCGGCGUUAGACAUCAGGAGGCACUUUGUGUGUGUUAAUCGCGUUGCUGAAGCUUGCAGCUAUCUAUCUCUCUUUGCG
Mollisia scopiformis is the source of this 3149-nucleotide messenger RNA. RefSeq lists its product as uncharacterized. Gene Ontology annotation, biological process: regulation of Rab protein signal transduction. The transcript is spliced from 4 exons. Gene Ontology annotation, cellular component: cytoplasmic vesicle. NCBI's taxonomy places the organism in Eukaryota, Fungi, Ascomycota, Leotiomycetes, Helotiales, Mollisiaceae. The record is from RefSeq and is a predicted model, not a curated record. Bases 217 to 3009 code for a protein of 930 amino acids.